Molecule: messenger RNA, 1389 nt
Organism: Drosophila sechellia
Lineage: Eukaryota; Metazoa; Arthropoda; Insecta; Diptera; Drosophilidae
Gene: Vdup1
Product: arrestin family protein Vdup1
Exons: 4
Coding region: 149-1177 (342 amino acids)
Biological process (GO): protein transport
Cellular component (GO): cytoplasm
Source: RefSeq, a predicted model, not a curated record
CGAUCAGUUGCCAAACAAACGCUAGAGAGCGUGGACGAGAUCUUGCCAAACGAAUAGCGCUCAAAGGCAGUACGGGUUGAAUCGGUUCGGUUUGGACUGGAUUGGUGUUCCAAUCUGGCCAAAAAACACCUUUGUGUGUACAGGCACGAUGCCGCGCAAGCUGCUUAAAUUCCUUAUCAUCUUCGACAACACUUCCCUCCUGUACUUCCCGGGCCAGUUCCUCUCCGGACGGGUUCUAAUCGAAUUGCAGGACGAGACACCUGCUUUGGGACUUCAUUUUCAUGUGGUAGGCGAAGGGGUGGUGCGCAACGGGCGCCGACAGGAGAGGACAUACGACAAGGAGAACUAUAUCGACUUUCGGAUGCGACUUCUGGGGGACGUAGACCAAGGAGGUCCAGCCAUACUCUCGCCAGGAAUUCACAGCUUCCCUUUCAAACUCGGCUUGCCGCUGGGUCUGCCAUCUACAUUUCUCGGUCGGUAUGGCUGGAUUCAGUUCUACUGCAAGGCGGCGCUCCGCGAGAACAAUGGUAUUAUCCACAAGAACCACCAGGUCUUUAUUGUGAUGAAUCCCAUCGACCUAAACCUUGAAAAGCCCAUCUUAGCACAACCGUUCACCUGCGAAGUGGAUCACAAGCUAGGCGUCGUCUGCGUUGGCGGAGGUCAAAUAAAAUGCAGAGUGUCCCUUGAUCGCGGAGGGUAUGUGCCCGGCGAGAAUAUUCUGGUCACCGCAUUCAUAUCCAACUACAGUAAUGUGUCCAUUAAACGGACAAAGGCAUCCCUCACGGAGACCAUCGAGUAUUUGGCGCGUGGGAAGGUGGUGCAAACGGAAAAGCGGGAGCUGGCUGUCUUAGUUCGUGGCAAGAUCCGUCCGGGGGCCAAAGACGAGUGGCACAACGAGCUUUAUGUUCCACCCCUGCCGCCGACCAAUCUGCAUGGCUGCCACCUCAUCAAAAUAUCCUACGACGUCUUCUUCGUAAUCGAACCCAAGUCCAUGGAGAAGGAGAUUAAGCUACAGCUUCCUAUCGUGCUUGCGACGUACCCCUUUCGACACUCCGGCGAUGCGGUCAAUGCCAACACCUGGCCGGAAUCGGUGCUUAAGCCGGACACGCACACCCACUAUCCGUCCACCCUACCCAUAUUCCGGCCCUGGCUGCACGAGAAGCCUAGCGAGGCAUAGUCCCAGCUUUUAGGAUUGCUGUGUAUCAUAACUUGUUAAGACCGAUUUGCGCCAUACAACAAUUUAAACUUAUUUAACUCAUACUUAACUUUUUUAAUGUUUCUGGUCCUUGCCAGAAUUUACUUCUGUCCCCAAAAAUUUGUUUCAUGAUUGAAGAAUAUCAUUUAUUUAUGUUUUCUAUAACAAAUACAAACGAAAAUUAACAUAAAGAA